AUGGAGAAACUACUUCAGUGGUCGAUUGCCAAUCAGUCAGACGACAAGGAAUUGCGGGCCAAGACCCCAGCGCCAGAUCCUGAGCUCCUGGCUCAGCUCUUUGGACAGGCUGUGGAUGAGCCUACACAGAUGAAGCAAAAUAUGGCAGUCAUUACAAGCCCCGAGAUCGAUUUGGAGAACAAGCUCGUUGCCUUCGACAAUUUUGAGAUGUUGAUCGAAAACCUCGACAAUGCAAAUAAUAUUGAGAACUUGAAGCUUUGGGAUCCGUUGCUGCAGCAGCUCAGCAGCCCAGAGCCCAAACUCCAGGCCUUGGCUUGUUCCUGUAUAGGAACCGCCACGCAGAACAACCCUAAGUCACAGCAAAAUUUCCUUCAGUAUGCGGAGGGCGAGAAUGGGAUGGCAAAGCUUGUGGAGCUGGCUUCAGACAAGUCUCCAGAAACGAAUCUGAAAGCUAUCUAUGCUCUGGCAAAUAUCGUGAGACACAACAAAGAAGGCGUGGAAUCUUUUGAAAAACACAAUGGAUGGGACAUUAUUGCACCGAUUUUGAACAGCGACAAGUCUACUGAAAAGCUGAAGCUGAGAGCACUAUCGCUGCUGAACGCUGCUUUAUCUACCCCAAUCGACUCGGCUAGACUUGAAAAAUUGCAGCAAGACCAGGUUGUCAAGUCUCUGCUCGGUCUAAUAAAGGUAGACGGCCACAUAGGAUGCAUAGACUCUGCCACCAACAUUGUGACGACGCUGAUGUCUCACAAGUAUAGUUUUGACGACGAGGAGAAGAAAAUGGUGGUCCAGGCGGUGGAACAACUGGAGAAGAUGAAAGAUCAAAUCUCGCACGAGGACCUGCAAAUCUUGAAGUCAGUAUCUUAA
Messenger RNA from Ogataea parapolymorpha DL-1, 867 nucleotides. Its product is annotated as Hsp70 nucleotide exchange factor FES1. The record is from RefSeq and is a predicted model, not a curated record. Bases 1 to 867 code for a protein of 288 amino acids. The transcript has a single exon. NCBI's taxonomy places the organism in Eukaryota, Fungi, Ascomycota, Pichiomycetes, Pichiales, Pichiaceae.